Messenger RNA from Aspergillus luchuensis, 732 nucleotides. RefSeq lists its product as uncharacterized. The coding region runs from base 1 to 732 and encodes 243 amino acids. NCBI's taxonomy places the organism in Eukaryota, Fungi, Ascomycota, Eurotiomycetes, Eurotiales, Aspergillaceae. The transcript has a single exon. The record is from RefSeq and is a predicted model, not a curated record. Gene Ontology annotation, molecular function: RNA-DNA hybrid ribonuclease activity; nucleic acid binding. Gene Ontology annotation, biological process: DNA replication, removal of RNA primer.
AUGCUCUCCACACCCAUGUUCAUUUGCAACACAGAUAUGUCUGCUACUUCAUCUCUGCCAGUCCCACCACAGGCAGAGGCUGUUCCAAGCCGGCGAUUCCGUCCGGAAGAGUCAUACCCAGAACACUUUACUCUGAGAGACAUCGAGGUACCAAGAGGCGACAUGGUGUUUCUCGCCUGUCCAAACUCGGAACGAAAAUGUCGCCAUUGUGGUUGUCACACGCAUCACCCUGGCUCUAUCGUGAUUGCAAUAGACGGAGCAUGCCGCAAUAAUGGCAAAACCGGAGCCCGGGCGUCAAUUGGGGUCUACCACGGCCCUGACCAUGGAUGGAAUGAGAGCGCCCGUCUCUCCCCGGAACUAAGGCAGACAAAUCAGGUCGCCGAGCUUGCAGCGUGUAGAAUAGCUUUGAUUGACGCAUGCACCAUCCAGAAGAAUUGGGGUGAUAUAGGGGAAGAGAUAAAGGGUGAAAAAGGAAGGCUUUGCACAGUGGUCAUCAAGUCAGACUCGGAGUAUGUGGUGCGCGGGAUGACUGAAUGGAUCUAUAAGUGGAAGGCCAAUGGUUGGGUAAAUGCAAAAGGCUUGCCAGUUACCAAUCGAGAGCACUUUGAUAGGAUUGACUCUAUUGUCCAAUCUCUCGAGAAUGAGCAGGUCACUGUCCAGUUCUGGCAUGUUCCGAGAGAAUACAACCAGGAGGCGGAUAAGCUGGCAACAUCUGCUCUCGAAGGUUGUUGA